UAGAUAUAAAGAGAGAGUGAGAUUACUUCCAUUACAACUCUGCUCAAACUGAGAGAGAGAGAGAGAGAGCACAGAUCCGUUGAAGCUUCACUUUUGCUAUCUCGAUUCUGUCUCACUAAGUUUUCUCGCUUGUCCCUCGAGAGAUUGACACUUUGCCGGCGUUUUCGUUUUACAUCUCGACUCGACGUCGCAGAAUCAAGUCUUCUUCUCGCAUUGGCACAAUCAAAAGUCGUGUUUUUGGAGUAAAAACAAAAACCAAACUUUAAGUCUCUUCAAACCCAUACGAUGAACGAUCUUCUAAAGGGUUCGUUUGAGCUUCCCCGAGGUGAAUCUUCUAGAGAAGGAGAUGUGGAACUAGGGGAGCAAGGAAAUGAUCAAGGUUUAGAUGAUUUCUUCAAAAAGGUUCAAGAAAUUGACAAACAAUAUGAAAAGCUUAAUAAGCUUCUCAAGAAACUUCAGGCUGCCCAUGAGGAGUCAAAAGCUGUGACCAAAGCUCCUGCCAUGAAGGCAAUAAAGAAGAAAAUGGAAAAAGACGUUGAUGAAGUCGGAAGUAUUGCCCGUUUCAUUAAGGGUAAACUCGAAGAGCUGGACAGAGAGAACUUGGCAAAUAGACAAAAACCUGGGUGUGGAAAAGGAUCUGGCGUGGAUCGAUCAAGAACAGCAACUACACUUUCCUUAAAGAAGAAGCUUAAAGACAAGAUGGCUGAGUUUCAGGUUCUAAGAGAGAACAUCCAACAAGAGUAUCGUGAAGUUGUUGAUAGGCGUAUUUUUACUGUAACUGGGCAGCGAGCGGAUGAAGAUACAAUUGAUGAACUGAUUGAAACUGGAAACAGCGAACAAAUCUUCCAGAAAGCGAUUCAGGAGCAAGGCAGAGGACAGGUAAUGGACACCUUGGCGGAAAUACAAGAACGUCAUGAUGCUGUCAGAGACUUGGAAAAGAAACUUCUUGACUUACAACAAAUUUUUAUGGACAUGGCAGUUUUGGUUGAUGCACAAGGAGAAAUGCUUGACAACAUAGAAUCUCAGGUGUCAAAUGCAGUAGAUCACGUUCAAUCAGGGAACACGGCUCUUCAAAGAGCAAAGAGCUUACAAAAGAACUCAAGAAAAUGGAUGUGUAUUGCAAUCAUCAUCCUUCUCAUUGUUGUGGCAGUGAUCGUUGUUGGUGUUCUCAAGCCUUGGAAAAACAAGAACGCUUAGAGUAAUACAAAAGACUUCUUGUUACGGCUUGUUAUUGAGCUAGUGUUUAUGAGAUGUCUGAAGUUUGUAUUUUUUACCAAGAAACGAAAAAGAAAAAAACAAGAUAACAUAUUCUUUUUAAUUGGAUCAAAACAAGUCAUACACAUUCUUAUUUUAUUUUAUAAA
Messenger RNA from Brassica napus (rape), 1362 nucleotides. RefSeq names its product syntaxin-132. Lineage: Eukaryota; Viridiplantae; Streptophyta; Magnoliopsida; Brassicales; Brassicaceae. The record is from RefSeq and is a predicted model, not a curated record. The coding region runs from base 286 to 1197 and encodes 303 amino acids. The transcript has 13 exons. Gene Ontology annotation, molecular function: SNAP receptor activity; SNARE binding. Gene Ontology annotation, biological process: intracellular protein transport; exocytosis; vesicle fusion. Gene Ontology annotation, cellular component: SNARE complex; plasma membrane; endomembrane system.